UUUGUUCGCGGAAGGCUUUAAAUAAAAGCUAUGUCGUUCCAUUUAAGUACAAAGGAGAGACUGCUCCUUCUCAUUGAUGACAUCGAAAUGAUUGCUAAAGAGCUCAUCGAACAGGCCACCAUGCCCAAACAUCAGAAAAUAUCCAGUGUCGAGCACGCGUCACUUGUGGACCUGUUGGUGUCCAAAGACGAGGAGUUUCGCGAAAUGCUAGAGCUGGCCGACGAGCAGGCAAAGGUUGAGGAAUCCAUGGACAAAUUGCGUGCCAAGGUCGAGGUGCAUGAUCGUGAAAUUCAGAAGUUGCAGAAAUCCCUCAAGGACGCUGAGCUCGUGCUGUCCACAGCCAUAUUUCAGGCGCGUCAAAAGCUCGCCAGUAUUAAUCAGGCCAACAAACGUCCGGUUUCCUCAGAAGAACUCAUCAAGUAUGCACACCGCAUUAGCUCUGCGAACGCCGUCAGUGCGCCUCUGACUUGGUGUAUUGGUGACCUGCGAAGACCAUAUCCGACCGACAUUGAAAUGCGCAACGGCCUAUUGGGUAAAUCAGAGCAGAACAUCAAUGGCGGACCGGUAACACAUCAAAGCAGUUGCAUACCUCCUGACGCCCAACGCAAUUUAAGUAGUGGCGGUGAGGUGCCCAACACUUACCAAAAUCAAUUUAACUGGAAUCCUAUGGGUGAGCUGCAUAUGACAAUGGGUGCUUCGGGAAAUUCGGUGGCUUUGUCAAAAGAGUCAUCUGCUCAGGAUGUCGAGGUUAUGUCUACAGACAGCUCGAGCUCCAGCUCAAGCGACUCGCAAUAAUUUGCGAUGUAAGGAGACUCAUAGAUUUAAGAGCAUUAGCAUCUACGUAUUUAAGUUCAUUAUGAAAUGUAUUCAGUGCAGUGAGAAUUUUUAUAAUUUGCGUGAAAAAUCAAAACGCAUUAUUUAUUACACAAAUAUUAAAUUAAUUCAUUAGAUCAAAA
This is a messenger RNA of Scaptodrosophila lebanonensis, 956 nucleotides long. RefSeq names its product mediator of RNA polymerase II transcription subunit 4 (gene MED4). Gene Ontology annotation, cellular component: core mediator complex; mediator complex. Bases 31 to 795 code for a protein of 254 amino acids. Lineage: Eukaryota; Metazoa; Arthropoda; Insecta; Diptera; Drosophilidae. The record is from RefSeq and is a predicted model, not a curated record. Gene Ontology annotation, biological process: regulation of transcription by RNA polymerase II. The transcript is spliced from 2 exons. Gene Ontology annotation, molecular function: transcription coregulator activity.